AUGAGCACGUCGCUCGACAAGCUGGUUACCACCACGCCGUCGGUGCGUUUCGCCGACGAGGUCGUCGACCUGGAGGCGGAGGCGGGUCCGCCGCAAGUCACGUUCGGGCGGUCCACGUCGUUCACGUCGCACAGCUCGUCCGGCGAGACGGAGGCGGCGCGGCGGCUGGCGGUGCGGCUGCUGAUCGGCGGCGCCAAGGAGGAGGGCGGCGGGGAGCCGCAAAAGGAGGGACGCGAGCGACGCCGUCGCCACGGCAGCAGCAGCAGCGGCGGCCGCACCAGCAGCAGUGGUAGCGGCAGCGGCAGCGGUAGCGGCAGCGGCAGCGGCAGCGGCGGCGGCGGCAGUGGGGAGGCGCGAGGGUCGUGGCAGAAGCACCGGAGCUAUUCGUUGAAUCAGGAGUGGUCGGGGGGGAAGCCCGUGUCGCGAUCCAGUGGGGGCGGCUCGGAGACGGAGAGCGCAGACGGAUCGAGCAAAAGCGAGAAGCGAUCGCUGGCGAAGGAGGUUACAGCGCUUCGACGACAACUCGCGGAGUUUCAAGCUGCGAAUCAGGACCUUCUAGACGAGCUGGACCGCAAGUCGCUGGCGGUGGCGGCAGCGGAGGAGGCGGUGCGGGACGCGCGGGCGGAGCGCGACCUGAUGGCGGCGGAGAUGGAGGCGGCGCUGGGCACGUGGACGCUGGCGGUGGACGAGGCCAAGGAGGCGGCGCACGCAGCGGAGGCGGCUCGGGAGCAGGUGGCGGAGCUGGAGACGGAGAACAAGCGCCUGUGGCAGCUCGUGGAGCUCAUUCUCGAGCAGAAGGACAAGGCCGCGCUGGACGGGGGGGAUGGCGCUGGCAAGUUCGAUCCCACCACCAAUGCGCGCAUCAUGAAGGUGCUGGAGUCGGUGAAGAAACCUAGCCACAGGAGCUCGCCGUCCCCCAGCCGCCCGGCCACGGGCAGCAGCAGCAGGCGGGGGGGCAGUGGGGGGUCCAGGGAGUCAUCAUCCAAGGCGGCAGGGGACUCGGAGAGGGCGGGUGAGGCGGGCUCGCGCAGCAGCAGAUCGUCAUCGUCCAAGCAGGCUCCAUCCCUACGCACCGCGUGCUCUCGGCCUUCCUUUCGCCUCCAACAGCCGUGCGCUUUACGCGUGUCCCGUUGUGCCUCUCCCCCUCCCCCCCCGUCGCGUGUGGCCAUGCCCGCUUCAACUCUCCCGUUCUCCGCGCCGCUCGCCCGGCUAUCCGCUCCGCUCUCCGCCUCCCACUCCCCCUCUCGCACGGCGCCCCUUCUCCCUUCUCUCCCGCCUCUCGAACUUCGCUCCUCCCUCCGCCUCUCGCGCUCCCCCACGCCCGCGCUACACUCCGCGCCUUGCCACACUUCACGCUCCUCCCGCUGUUCUGCUGGCGAGGGUAUGGCGACGGCGUCGCAAUCACCGCCUGACGCGGGCAGCAGGCCACGUGUCAUCAAGCUAGAGGCGAUCCCGCUGACCCGCGAGGCGUUCGCGCCGUUCGGCGAGGUGGUGGAGCCCGCGGAGGACGGCGUCGCGUUCGGCGCGGCGGACGCCGCCCUCGACCUGUCGCAGGGCGCGCCCAGGGUGUACAUAAUGCGGCUGAGGGAUCGGAAGCUGGGGUUUGAGAGCAUCACGCACCACGCGCGCGUGACGCAGUGCCUGGGCGCCGUGGGCGGGCACCCGUGGUUCCUGGGCGUGGCGCCGCCCUCCGUCGUUGAUGGGGAGGAUGGUGAUGGUGGCGCUGAUGGGGCGGUGAAGCAAGGGGCGGCGGGGCAGAGGUACCGCGUGCCAGAGGUGGGGGCGGUGAGGGUGUUCCGCAUGGAGGGCGCUGUGGUGGUGAAGCUGCAUGCCGGCACGUGGCACGCGGGGCCGCUCUUCACCCAACCCUGCAUGGACUUUUUCAACCUCGAACUGUAUGAUACCAAUGUGGUGGACCACACAACGCACAGCUUUGCUGACAGCAACGGCGUGGUGUUUGAAUUCGACGAUGCACGCUGUGUGACGGAUGGGCUGCUUGCACCCAACCCAUGUGCGGCGCCUGUCGCACAUCACUCGGGCGCCGCAGCGGCAAGGGCAAAGGGGGCAAGGGCGGUGGCGGUGACAGCGGGGGAGGCGGUGGUGGGGGCGGUGGCGGUGGUGGGGGUGGUGGCGCGACUGGAGGGGCUAGUGGCAGCGGUGGGGGUGGUGGCGGCAGCGGCGGGGGAGGUGGCAGGGGCGGAGGCGGUGGUGGGGGUGGCAGUGGACGCGGCGGCAGCGUGUCGAGGGGCGGCAGCGCGCCGCUCCUCACUCCUCCUCGUGCUGCUGUCGUAG
Molecule: messenger RNA, 2292 nt
Organism: Closterium sp. Naga37s-1
Lineage: Eukaryota; Viridiplantae; Streptophyta; Zygnematophyceae; Desmidiales; Closteriaceae
Source: the annotation of a GenBank genome assembly